AUGACCGUCACAAGCAACCAUAUGAAGGGAUACACUAGCAGCAACACCUGGAACAGAAGAUCGUUCACCAGGAGUGCUACUCCGGCGCCGGCUACGUCCAUCCCUGCUGGCGGUGCGUCACCCGAUCGGUUGAUCUCGACUGGAAUGGCUACACACGAUCAAAAUACAGCACUAUUCGGAGAUAACAGGUCCCACUUCCAACAAGAUUCUCCCGAAACACCAACAACGUCCAUGCAAACAAAUAGUUCUGGGCUACUGAUGGACUUCAGCAGCAUAAACAGAGUUCGUGGCGGCUUGAGCACCGCUCCACACGUCGACCCGCUCAGCGCAGCUGUGUCCCACUUCUCAACGCCAGUAAAUGAGUACACCAGCCCUUGGACGGUGGAAUCUUUCUUCAACAACAACAUUCAUGGUGACAGAAAAUCUGCCAUUAUGAAAACAAGCAGUCCGACCAACAAUUCCGUCAGCAACGUCACCAGGAACAGCGACACAGUCAUGACAGGGUACCAGACUUCGCCCCCUUCGCCGUCGUCGCUGGCCAAUGAUACAUGCAACUGCCACUCUGGGGUGACGGAGCUGCUGGUCUCUUUACACGGCGGCGGUCACGAAGACCGGCGGUUGUCGAUAGACGUGCAGUUGGCCAAGCUCAAGCGGUGUAUUUCCUCGGCCGAGUCCUCGAUGGCGUGUUGUCACAGCCAUGGCAAUGGCGAGCCCAUCCAUAUCAUGACCGUCGCCAUGCUAAUUGGAUUUGUUAUCGACGAGUUUGAGAUGCUUGCCUGCGAUCUCCUCUCGCCGGCGCCGCAGAGUCAUCUUUCCCCGGCUGAUACUAGCACUGGCACUGGGGUGACGGGUUCGAGUGUAGCCAACAUUGCCGCCGCACUCGGGGUAAUUACCGGUGCAGAGAGGGCGAGUGGGAGCAGCUUAUUUUCCGGCUCUAACCCGCACAUAUCUGUGGGUGGUCCUGGCGCGAGUAUGUCGCCUUCGAGUCUCAUGGAGCCAUGGCUGUCAUGGGGUAUGCUGGAGCUCGAGGAUGACGAUGAGGUGGGACUCCGGAAGAGGCUAUACUCUUUGUCUUUUCGGAAGCUGGAGAGACUUCUGUCUCAGAUGACGAUGUAUCUGGGGAAUCUACAGGACUCGCAGGCCUAUCUGACGGAACCAUCGCGGCAUAUGGCUUUUGUCAUGGCGUGCAACUACACUCUCUUGUGGUUGGAGAAGAAGGCCGGAGAUGUCAAAAGGCUGCUAUGGGCUUCUGUUGGAGACGGAAUCAUGGACGGACUGCUUGUAUAA
Messenger RNA from Diaporthe batatas, 1287 nucleotides. RefSeq lists its product as uncharacterized. Lineage: Eukaryota; Fungi; Ascomycota; Sordariomycetes; Diaporthales; Diaporthaceae. The transcript has a single exon. Bases 1 to 1287 code for a protein of 428 amino acids. The record is from RefSeq and is a predicted model, not a curated record.